Molecule: messenger RNA, 839 nt
Organism: Spea bombifrons (plains spadefoot toad)
Lineage: Eukaryota; Metazoa; Chordata; Amphibia; Anura; Pelobatidae
Gene: SPAG8
Product: sperm associated antigen 8
Exons: 7
Coding region: 50-715 (221 amino acids)
Biological process (GO): positive regulation of transcription by RNA polymerase II
Cellular component (GO): nucleus; cytoplasm
Molecular function (GO): microtubule binding
Source: RefSeq, a predicted model, not a curated record
AGCAGCCGGAGGUUGGGCCUAAACCCGAAGGAACCGGACACGGAGCAGAAUGACCGACACAGAAAAGACGGAGACGGCACAGACCCCCGAUCCACCGAGCUCUGAGCCACGGACCCCCAAGCCACCGAGCUCCAAGCCACAGACCACCAAGCCACCGAGCCCCUGCCUGCGGCACAACUGGGUGGAAGAGAGGGCCGUGGCGUCCCUGGAGGGGGCGUGUCCAGAGAGUGACGCUGUGGGAGGGGCAUAUGUCUAUAAACAUGGUCACAGCGGGAUCCUGAGCACCCAAAUGGAGGCACAGAUUGCAGAUUCCACGACCAACCUGGACUCCUACAAGAUGCCCAACACCAGCCGCGUGCGGGAGAUUGGUCAACGAGAAGAAAUGCUCAAGAAAUUCCUCUAUCAGAAGUUCAGUGAGGAGAUUAUGCAGCCGCCGACCUCCCCCUCUGAAGAUCGAGUCACGGAGUCGACUACAAAGAGAGAUUAUCGGGUGGAAGGAUUUGUACCAAAACUGUCGGCCCCCAGCAAGAGUCACGACUAUCGCACGGAACAGCCGGCUACCUUCUGGUCUGAACACUUCCACCAAAUCCCCGGGGUGUCGGCCGUCAGGACCCGAGAUACUCCGUUCAAGAAAAAUUCGGCGUUCACCGCACCAAUAUCCGAAUACCUCGACCAGUCUUUACCCUGCGGCCUGGAGAAUUACCCCAAUCUGUAACGACCCCUGCACAGAACUACCCCACACCCUCCUAUCUCAUCAAAUGGAACUCACCUGGUGCAAGUGAAUGCCCCGACUAUAGAAAUGCCCCCAUAGACAAGUACCCCGCAGCCUCCCCAAAGAU